Molecule: messenger RNA, 2707 nt
Organism: Verruconis gallopava
Lineage: Eukaryota; Fungi; Ascomycota; Dothideomycetes; Venturiales; Sympoventuriaceae
Exons: 5
Coding region: 694-2442 (582 amino acids)
Cellular component (GO): nucleus
Molecular function (GO): DNA-binding transcription factor activity
Source: RefSeq, a predicted model, not a curated record
GACGGGGGCAUAUAACCAUGCAGCCCAAGAACCAUCUGCACUCCGCUUCAGAUGCUCUUUGAUCCGUCCAACCGCCUCGAACUCUGAACUUGACCUUGACCACCACCGGCCCACUCCUAGCCCCAGCAGGUUUCUGGAGGGAGAAAAAGAAAGACCAUCGAAAAAGAAAAGCGCCGAAAAGCAGCUUCACGCUCUUUGCGGGCCCUCACCACCGGCGGCCACACGUCCAUUCCGUUCAAAUUGCACAAUCCUUCAGUUGGCGAACCUUGGUCAGCUCCAGCAUAGUCCAGACCAGGCCCUCCCAGCACCGCUACUAUUUUUUUUUUAUCACACCCCUCCCGCGCUCGCGCUCAUUCGCAAUUAAUAUCGUCGUCGACGCGUUGCUGAACGCUCUGAUACCGUGUGCUCUCGAUUGAGUCCACGUCUUGCGUAACCCGGAUCGCGAGCAGCCUGCGGUGCAACCCAGAUCAGCCUGGCCCUUAUUUGAUUCGCAACAAUUCUCGUCCCGCUCGUUAACUCAACCUGCUCCCGGAAAGCUGUGCCUCAACUUCUUCUUCGGACGGCUUGUUCCACCUUUGCAUCCCGGGAAGGUUCGUGAUACAAAGCUGACCCGUCAACUCGAAAGAGAAGAACGCUCCAAAGAGCAUUGCCCAGACACCUUGGCUGGUUUCCGCGCCAUAUACCUUUCCCGCCAUGGCUAUUGGCGACGUUCAGGACGAUGGUCGUCCAUUUGGCGAUGUGAAACAAAACUUGCCACUACUACAGCUUCCUAGAUCAAGUGGUUAUUUUGGGAAUGGCCACUUGCCACUUGCACCAGCCGACACGCGAGAUCAGUACCUUGACGCGAGAGCGGAUCCACGCAAUCAUCCAUACCAAACAAAUCUGUCGACUCCAAUCGACGGUGUACCUACACCGUUCACUGGGCUCGCCUUUAACGAAACUCAAGAUGGGAUUCGGCCUUCGGCACGGCGAUUGUCCUCGCAGCACAGCGUCACUUUUACUGUACAUGGUCUCGAUGAUCCCACUAGUGCCGAACUCCAGUUGCAACACGGCAAUGUGCCCACGUCAGAGCAACAACGAUCAAGACUGGAGCGUUUCAUUCGAAAGCUCUAUUCCGAACCCGCUGGGCCAGACAGCAAAUUUAGCACUCCGAUCAGGCACAGAACAACGUCUGCGGAUGGUAGUCGCCGUGGUAGCUGGACGCCGGACUACAGAGGUUCAAACUAUCGCUUCAUUUCUCAGGGGGGCAAAAGACCGGCAGAUCGCCAGGCCUCGCGUACAUGCACGCCGGAUGACGAAGAUGACGACGGCGAGUACUUGCCCAUGGACUACGUGCCGAUGCAGCAGAUACGACUCGGUGAUGAAAACGCUAUUCUUGCGUAUUACGACGCCAUACUUCGUGGCAUCCAACAGUUGGCCCUUAAGCAAGUCCUCAAGGAGUGGAUCAAGACCAUCGAGCCCAAGAAACAAAAAAAUUGCCCCUACAAGAAGGGUAUCAGACCGAAGUGGUGGCCGGAACAAGCUGCGUACAAAGAGCCAGAUCAUAUCAAGGUUGAAGAUCGUAUCCAUCUGGCUAUCGGCAUCAUUAGACACGCGCAAGACCCUAAGGAACUGAACGGCGAAGGUCUAGCUCAGCUCGAACGUGUAGCCAGUCGGCAGGAUCUCAUCUUCGAUCAAGAACCCCCGGAAAAGCAAGCUUUCCGCAAGCGGCUGUUGGAUAAUCUCUUUACUCUGGCAAGACAUGAGCAGCAGGUCAAAAAUGAUGAGCGAGACAUUACUGAAGUCGUAUCGUUGCCUAUGGUCAAGAAGUUUGAAAGGCCAAACAAGAAACGGAAGAAGACUUCCGACAAGAGUAAAGGUGCCGACACAGACUCAACCAUUGUGAACGGCGACGAUGAUGGCAAGACACCCAACGGCUUGCUCAAGCCAAUAACUCUUGGGUCAAAUGGUGAAAGAGAUUCUACCACUCCCAACACGCCUUCGUGGAGGCAGCAUUCUACUCAAGACAGCGGCAUCAGCUUCCCGCGGCCAAAUGAUCAAGGACAUGAUCAGCACAUCAUGUCGUACUCACAGCAGUAUGAUAGCACAGGGCAGAUGGACAGUCGUUAUUCAUCUUUUGAUGGAAGUCCGAUGGACGGCUCCGACUCGUCACCAAUAUCGGGAUACCCCUCCGGUACAUCCACAGGAGGCGGGCAUAUGAUGUACUCCACCUCGGCGCAAUCAGUCUCCAUGGGAUACGAAGCUCCCAUCCAUAGCCUGUCAACGAUGCAAAAUCAUGACGGUGCCAUGAUGUCUGGAAUGAUGGUACCGAGUCACGGACGCCCCCAGCUGACGACGGUCUACAAUGCAGUUACCGAAAGUGACGAUCGUAGCUGGCAAGCUACCCCAGCGUCAUAUAUGCCGCAAGCACAACCGUUCGCCACGCCCAGUUUCUACGCAUGACUCUGAUGUCUUAUCUCACCGCUAAACACGGCACGAGCUCCAUGAUGAAAUAUGUACAGUCCAGCACUUCUAGUGCGCAUUUCACGAAUUCUUUUUGGCACCAUCUUAAUCUGUAAUACUACCCCGCAUGCUUAGCUUUGGUACGAACCACUGUUGAUCGUCACGGGUUGGCCUUCACAAUCAGGACCUAAGUGUCCAUACAUUCUGUUUUUUUUUUUUUCGAGGCUUUGAGGCCUGAACCGGGCCAUCUCAUUGCCUGUAUUCA